UGUAUUACAUGCAUAUUGGCUUUGAAUAAUCAUCCGGUCUUUAACAGUUGACUCUGGCCAAUAGUGCUCUGCUCAUAUUAGGGAGAAGUUAGAAAGCCCCAAAAAGUGACAUAAGAAACCAAAUUCUGCCACUUAGCCAAUUCUGCAACAAAGAUGAAAUAGCAGCAACAUAUCAGAUCACAUGCUAUCAUAUUAUGUAUACUAUGAGAAUAUUUCUGUUAUAUAUUUUUGUUUCAACAAAUGAAAUCUUUUACUAACAGGAUGUCACGUAGUCGUUUACUGCCCUCUACUGGCAGCUCUAACGUUGCUUUUUUCAACAUCAGCCACCUCUGUGGAGGGGGAUCUGAUGUGAUACUUAUUUAACUUUCAAUAAAAUAGUAAAGGAACAAACAAACGUUUGUGAUGCACGCAAAGAAAACACACACAAUCGAUAAGAUUGACCACAAUUAACUAAACCGGAUGCAAACUAUUUUGUUUUGAAAAUUACAUGAAAAAAACUUGUUCAUAAAUGUGUAGAGACAAACAGACAAGCUGUGAGGAAUGAACCAAAGAUGUAUGACUGAGUCUUGACAUCAAUUCCCGUGUCCCACCUGUGUACACUGCUGUGUUCAUUCAGCAGUGGUGUGUGUCCCUGGAGCUGGGACCGCGUGGAUCUCUGUCCCACUGCGCAGAAAACACCAGAUCGACGAAGAUUUAUUUUUAUUUUUUAUUUAAUGUCCACAAGCCAUAUAUUAGGAGACUGUGACGUGGAUCACCGGUCUUCUCGAGAGGGGGACACGUGACGCAGCGCGGAGCCAGAAGUCCCAAAGACGAGAAGUCGGUUUACAGAAUAAAUAAAGUAUAAAAUGGCACUUUUGUCUACUUUAAUGACGGGGGUGAGUCGCUUCGGCGGAUCAUAUGUUAAUUCCAAAGAUAUCGCAGGCUUUAAUAACUUUAUUUAGCACGACACGCAGAUUGCGUGUCUACUCUUAUGUUUACGGUAUGUUUCCAGUUCGUCGAGUCGUCACCACAAAAUGCACAUUUUCACCUCACAAUGAGAAAUAUUUUGAAAAUAGAUGUUUUUUUUUAUUCGUCGUACAACACAUUUAAGAGAUUUGUCAUUUUAUAGGCAACUGGAAACAACUUGCUCUUAUUCAACACACGUGCGUACAUUACGGUACAGAACCAGUGUUUACAUGAGGCCGUACCACAGCGGAUGUUUGGAGCAAUAUUCAGCCAAUAUUGCAUCUGAGGAUGUUUAAUCAUCUCAAAUAUGCGGAAUCUCCUGCUGUUUGAAGGAACCGAGUACAAUUUUCCCUCAACUGAAACAGUUAAAUUAUAAUAAGUCUAGCCUUUGUGGAAGUGAAACCGGAGUUUCCAGUUCCUUAUUUCCGCAUCUGCAUGUAAGCUGCUGUGCUCCUAGGCACAAGAGACCGUGGUGCUGGACGGGAGAGACUUCUGCUUCAAGUCUAUGAAGUGUGAUUUGUUAAACGCUACCUCUGGUUUUUGAAACAAUGCAUGUCCCAUGCUCCCUCCUCGCCCUUGCGGUGAUCAUAACUUGCGAUUUGAUGACGGAAAAGCACCAUUGCCUGGCCUCCCAGAAGAAGACCUCAUGCAACGUGCAAGGAGGCAGAGCUGACUGCAGCCACCUCAGCCUCACUGCGGUCCCUCCUGACCUUCCCAAAAGCAUCACCAGCCUGGAUGUGUCUCACAACAGACUGAAGACGAUUCCCCCCGCGUCACUCACCCCGUACCCGGGCCUCCGCCACCUCAGCGUCGGCUACAACAGCAUCGCCAGGCUGGACCGGGGUCUGUGCCAGACGCUGCCUCUGCUGCAGACACUGAACAUGGAGCACAAUGUGCUGCACGUGUUUGAGGAGGAGGACCUGAGCCACUGCACCAAUUUAACACGAUUGGUAAUGGCUAGCAAUAAGCUGAAGCUUCAAGGGGAGCCCUUCUCUGCACUACAGAGCCUCAGAGUUCUUGAUGUGUCCAAAAACAAACUGCAGUCGGCGAGGCUCGGCUCACGGCCUCAGCUGCCCAGCCUUGUGAGCCUCGACCUGGCAUUCAAUGACUUCACCACCCUGAAGAAAGACGACUUCUCGUUUCUUAGUCAUUCGCCCUUUCUGCAGGUCCUCAACAUGUCAUCCGUGCCACUGAAAACGUUGGAGGCUGGUUGCUUUAAGCCCAUUUCAGGCCUCCGUACCUUAAUCAUGGACGGAAGUAAAAUGGGCACGCGUGUUAUUUCUAAACUGUGUUCGGAGUUGUCGGAGACGGCCAUCGAUGCCUUGUCUCUUCAGAAGACCGAGCUGGUCACACUCACCGAGGCGGCCUUUACAGGGCUACAGAAGACAAACAUAACCUUUCUGGAUCUGUCCCGUAACCGGAUGGGCAAAAUUGAAGGCGGCGCAUUCAGUUGGCUGUCCAGACUUCAGACUCUGAUCUUGACGGACAACAAUAUCAAACACCUGACCAACAAGACAUUUCGGGGGCUCAACAGUUUGAAAACACUCCAAUUGACAAAAGCCAUGGUGAAAAGUCGCCCCGUCCCGAUCAUCGAGGAUUUCUCCUUCCAACCACUGAGCACCCUUGAGAUUUUGAUACUGCACGGAACUGCCGUCCAUGAAAUUACAGAGCACACAUUUGCAGGCUUGACGAGUCUUCGGGAACUGGAUUUGAGCCGGAUGAGUUGUACCUCGCUCAGAAUCAUCACCAACAAGACGUGGGUCCCACUCGCCGGAUCGCCUCUCACAAAGCUGAAUCUGACAUGGACGGCGAUCGCGAAGAUUGAGCCUCGAGGCUUCUCCGGUUUGAGAAACCUCACCACUCUCGUUCUGGAUUUCAACUUCAUCAGUCAAACUCUCACCGGCACAGAGUUUGAAGGCUUGGACCAGGUUGAAGAGAUUCGCAUGUCAGUCAACCACCAGACGGUCAAUCUUAACUCCCAAUCUUUUGUGAACGUGCCCAAUCUGAGGAUCCUGACUUUGGCGAAAAGUCUCACAGCCGAAGCAGUGAACAUGGACCCCUCUCCAUUCAGUCCGCUGGCCAAACUCACGGUCCUGGAUCUCAGCAACAACAACAUCGCGAACAUCCGCCUGAAUAUGCUGGAGGGGCUCGUGAACCUCAAAGUGCUGAAGCUCCAACAUAAUAACUUGGCCCGCGUGUGGAAGAGCGGAAACCUCGGCGGCCCGGUGCUGUUUCUCAAAAGCACACCGAAUCUGACGACCUUGCAAAUGGACAGUAACGGGCUGGAUGAGAUCCCAGCGGAGGCUCUCAGCGGGUUGGGUAACCUGCGUGAAAUCAGCCUGGCCAGCAACCUCCUUAACUAUCUGAAGGACUCAGUUUUUGACCAUCUGAGCUCACUGCGGGUUUUAAAUCUACAAAAAAACCUGCUCACAGCGGUAAGGCCGCAGGUGUUCCGAGCUCCUUUGCGCAACCUUAGCCUGCUUCUCAUGGACAGAAAUCCCUUUGACUGCACGUGUGAGAGCAUGCAGUGGUUCGUGAAGUGGUUGAACGACACAAAUGGGACGAGAGUGCCCCUUCUCAGGGACCAGUAUUUGUGCAAUACCCCGCUGGAAUACUUCAACCGCUCUGUCAUGGACUUUGACACCCUCUCCUGCAAAGAUACGACCCCAUUUCAGGCUCUUUACAUAGUGAGCAGCACUGCCGUCACCAUGCUGAUGGUAUCGGCGCUCCUGGUGCGGUUCCAGGGCUGGAGGAUCCAGUUUUACUGGAACAUAUUGAUCGGUCGCGCAUUAGGAUUCAGCGACGCCGAGGUUGAGGAGGGCAGGGAAUUUGAGUACGAUGCUUACGUCAUCCACGCGGAGAAAGACGGCAGCUGGGUGGAGAGGAGGAUAGUCCCCUUAGAGAAUGACACCUGCAGAUUUUGUUUGGAGGAUAGAGAUUCGGUCCCCGGCAUGUCAAAGCUCGAAUCCAUCGUGGACAACAUGAGGAAGUCCAGAAAGAUCUUGUUCGUUGUCACUGAGACUCUUCUCAGAGAUCCAUGGUGUCGGAGAUUUAAGGUCCAUCAUGCACUUCACCAGGUCAUUGAAUCCAGCAGGGACUCUGUGGUGCUGGUCUUUCUGCAGGACGUCCACGACUACAAGUUGUCUCGCUCCCUCUUCCUCCGUAGGGGCAUGCUGCGUUCAUGCUGCGUCCUGGACUGGCCCGUCCAUAAGGACAGGGUGCCAGCCUUUCACCAGAAGCUCCUCAUAGCGCUGGGCAUGACAAAUCGAUUGCAGGAGUGAUUGUGUUUCAUUGGUAGGAAUUAGAAAUGAAUUAUGAGUAAUAAUAUUUACCCAUGUCAGUUUAAUUAAUUGCAACCGCUUGCAGAUUGUUUUGCCCUUUGUUUGAAUAUUCCACUAGAUGUUCCGUCGGCCUUAUUGCAUAUAAACUGCACCUUAGUGUCAACAAGAAUGUAUUUAAGUGCUAAUGAAGGAAAGGUGGUGCUUGCCUGCAGACACAGCACCUUUACUUGGCUUUCUGUGUUUGUUUUUCUAUACUUAUUGUUAUACUGUUCAAGUAUUGUAAGUUAAAAAAAUCAUCAUGUUCUUCAAACAAUUCUCAGUUGAACAGUUACAUUUUGACAAUUCUUAGUCAGCAAUUUACAAUAUACACUUCCUAACAAAUCUAAAAUAAAAACUUUCAAUCUCAUCGAAUAUCCGUGGUGCGUUGAAGGGCACACACACACACAGCUCAGAAUGGAUUUAGGUUCAGAUUCAGGUUUUAUUCAGUAAACUGCUGAAAGCAGAGCAUAAAGGCCAAAAUGCUUUUUUGAAGUCUUUUCCACAAUAUCAGAAAGACAUCAAUAGGGAGGAAUGUUAAAAUACACCAAGUGAAAGUCUACUUGAGAGAAUGUGAACUCUCGCCAGGUAACCAAAUGUCUGAACUCAUACAAAUAAACCAUUUAUGACCUUAAGGUCUGUUGACAUAGUGCCACAGAGAUAAUCAUUUUAUGGGGCCCUUUAAAGGCACCACAAACUACAUGGCAACAAACAAUACAUAUGAUAACGUACAGAAUAAAAUCUUAAGGGUGAGUUAAUUUAAUAAACAGUCGCAACUUUUGCCAACAAAUGUUUUAAGUAUUAAGUAGGACGUAAUCAUUUUGCAAUAAAAAAUAACACACACACACACAC
Messenger RNA from Pungitius pungitius (ninespine stickleback), 5114 nucleotides. It is a transcript of the gene tlr3, whose product is annotated as toll-like receptor 3. Bases 1494 to 4226 code for a protein of 910 amino acids. The record is from RefSeq and is a predicted model, not a curated record. Gene Ontology annotation, cellular component: plasma membrane. Lineage: Eukaryota; Metazoa; Chordata; Actinopteri; Perciformes; Gasterosteidae. Gene Ontology annotation, molecular function: protein binding; transmembrane signaling receptor activity. Gene Ontology annotation, biological process: toll-like receptor signaling pathway; immune response; inflammatory response. The transcript has 5 exons.